GCUUUUCUCUUUGCUUGUGCUAGCUUACUGGCCUCGGCUCUACAACGUCAUGUUCGCUUGUGCGUGUUGCGUCUUUUCAAGCACGUCGAUAACGUAAUCUUGGGUCACGUUGCAGCAAGCAGACUGUGCGGCACGGCCCUGGCUGGCCCUGGCUGAGAUGAGAAUGGGCGUGGCUGGCGUGCAAGCGGAGAGCUCACCUUGCCGUGUGCAAGCUGAAGUGCUAAUCACAGCUUGGCCCAGGGGGCAGGGGAGGCGCUACAAGUUCUGGAGCGGCAGUCAAGGCGGCAGUGCCACUUGAGCAUAGCUCACAUUGAGAGCCAAGAGCAAGCCCGCGGCAAGCCAAGCUACCUGGGGGCGCGCAACAAGGGCAUUCGGCCCCCAUCCGGGCCGCGGUGGGAUGUGUGCCCCGCUAACCAACCCCCAUAGCUAGGUCAUUGAGCGCAAUUAUUGGAGCGCAAGAGGGCACGGGCACCUUGCGGCCAACAACCGACACACUUUCGAAUAUCGCGUUCACACGCCCCUUCGGCUUCAGGAUAUCUCUGUAUGAUUUAACACGGUGAACAUGCACAUUUGUGGCCUGAAGUGAGAACGCGCACAGGUUUCGAGGUGCACCUCAUCUCGAGUACCUGCCAGCCCUCCUUCAAAUCUCACGCGUCGAAGUCAUACAGCCUACAAUACAAUUUGUACUCUACACUCAUACAUAUCCGGUAGUUACCGCAGGACCUGCUGCCUGCUCGCCUUAUACUUGUCGCGCGUGCAAACAACAGCGAAAUGGCCGUCGCUCCCGCUCAGGGCAACUGGAGCACCGGGCUCUGUGACUGGUGCGGCGCGCCAGGCGGCUUUGGAACAUGCCUGUACGUAAUGUGCUGUACGCCUUGCUCGUACGGCUCGCUGGUUGCGCGCCUGGGCCCUGAGGUCACCUGCGGCGGCAGUUGCUUUGGGGGUUGCUGCUGCUACACCCUGCUGAGCAUGCUCGGCCUGAACUGCAUCAUCCACAUGGGCGUGCGCGGCCACCUGCGCAACAAGUACGGCAUCCCAGGAGAUGGAUGCAAUGUGUCACCUCUCACGCUUCGCCCCGCCCCUUCCCCGUCCCGAUAUCUCCUUUGGCUUGCAUCAUUUGGCGCUACAGACUGCAUGUGCACGUGCUGCUGCAGCGCGUGCGCCAUCUGCCAGGAGACGCGUGAGGUCAUGAUCCGCAAUGGUGGAACCUAAACGGGUCCAGGGCUCUGCGACAAAGCAGGGCUGUGCAAAUACUGAGCGCAACUUGUCCUGAUGCCGUACAUGCCAUGGCCGCGUUGGUGGAGCGUGCCUGGCUCGGUUGCCUGCCUGCCUUGGCAUGUGCGGUGCGCAACGCCGCGUCCUUCGAACAAUGACUGAUGACGUGUGUUUAUUCAUGUGCAAAUUCUACACCUUCGGAUGCCUUGUCAAUAUGAAUGCGAAAGGCAGUUUGGCGUAGCGGUGGCCCCUUGCCACAAGUACUGCUCCUGUAAACAUGAAUGAGC
Chlamydomonas reinhardtii is the source of this 1502-nucleotide messenger RNA. RefSeq lists its product as uncharacterized. The transcript is spliced from 9 exons. Bases 772 to 1212 code for a protein of 146 amino acids. The record is from RefSeq and is a predicted model, not a curated record. Lineage: Eukaryota; Viridiplantae; Chlorophyta; Chlorophyceae; Chlamydomonadales; Chlamydomonadaceae.